Colletotrichum destructivum is the source of this 3758-nucleotide messenger RNA. RefSeq names its product Putative Zinc finger C2H2-type. Lineage: Eukaryota; Fungi; Ascomycota; Sordariomycetes; Glomerellales; Glomerellaceae. The record is from RefSeq and is a predicted model, not a curated record. Bases 1317 to 2516 code for a protein of 399 amino acids. Gene Ontology annotation, molecular function: RNA polymerase II cis-regulatory region sequence-specific DNA binding; DNA-binding transcription factor activity, RNA polymerase II-specific. Gene Ontology annotation, biological process: regulation of transcription by RNA polymerase II. Gene Ontology annotation, cellular component: nucleus. The transcript is spliced from 2 exons.
GCACCAGGUAAAUCGACAUCAUAGCUUCAUCUGCUUGUCUCUCCUUCCUUCCCGGAACCACCAAGAUGUAAAAGCGUUGUUCCCUCGCCUCCCCCAUCAAAUCUCUGCCAAUUCUACAUCUUGACCCAAUUUUAUUCUCUGAUCGCUCAUCAUCAGAGAUCAACAGCUCCAUCGUCCAUUCUCAAACCGAACAACUAAGACGCAUUACGCCAAAGUCUCCUUUUAGAAGCGCUCCGCCUUCUUUUUUGCUCUGCCUACUUGCCCUGUGCUUUUUUUUUGCGGUUCGUCACAUCAAGACAAGAUACUGCACCAAAGCAAGAGUCUUCGAGGGCACAGAAGAAGGGGAAAAAAGGACGAAAAAAAAAGGGUUUACACUGCCCCUCCCAGAAAAAGAACCUUCAGGGAAGCAAAAAAAAAAAAAAGGGGGGGAACCUACCACCACCAACAUACGCCAUCUAUCCAUCCAUCGUCCCUCCCCGCUGGCUUCAGAGCCGUCCGCACUUUGCAACGCGCCGACUGAGUAACACCUGGGGUCCCUGUCACGGCUCUCCCAAUUGACCUCGAGGCUUUUCACCAAACGGUAGUCGACACCGCAGAUCUUUGUCCCGUUUCGAUCUCGUCCCAGGGACGUACUCCAGGCCUCCUCCUUUCCACCUGGUCGUCCUGUCAAAAAAUCGGGCCACCAUCUCUUCUCCCACUCAACUUCCUCGUUCUACACCACACUACGCACUACCGCGCAUCCGCUCCGCUCUUGCUGGUCUACACCACAACCCGGUCCUCCAUCUCUCCUCCUCUAUCUCCUCUAGGCUCCUCCUCAGCCUGACCCCGGUCCCAAUCUGAACCAGCCUGCUACCCUACCUAAUCGCCCCCAACCCUGUCCGCCUCGGCCUCUUUCCCACGGGAUAUUGGCGCUGUCGAUCACUCUGAGUCGGAGUCGUCACAGCUGUCUGCAGAGAAGCGGUCUCCACACUCCUCCCAUGUCCCGCUGGCAACUGUGCAACAAGCUUCACACGACUCUUGCCUGGUCGGCCCAAACGAUUGGUCUCAGCUCUCAACUGGUUCAAAUAGUCGUGUGUCAGUAGUCCACAAGCACGCACUUAAACCACGCUGAUCCCCCAACCUCAACCUGCCCAACUCCCACGGGAUCAUCCAGUUCUAUCUGAUCCGUGUUACGACUUGACUUUCUCCAACACCACAGUCGUUGCACUCGUAUCUGAUCAGCGAACGCUAUCUCGCCCAACACCAAUACCUACCACACCUAUCUUUUUGUUGACGGUCUACUUCGUCAUCUCAUCUCAUCAACACCACCACCGAUCAUGACCAUGACAUUAGACUCCCAGCAGCGAUUCGGGCCCUUAAACACCUUCGACCACAUGUCUUCCUACGCACACUCAUCCGCCUCCCCCCAGUUCUCCAACCCGUGGGGUAACACCUCGUCGCCGCAAGCCCCUCAGGGCUUGUACGCUGGGCACGGCCUUAGCUCCGGUCUGGGUCUUGAAAGGUCACACACUGCUAGGACUAGCACCAGCAGCAAUACCUCGUCCCUGGGCUCUUACGGUCAGAUCCCAGUGACGGCGGCUUCAGCAGGUAGUCUCCCCAUGGCAGACCCUCUGCCUAGGACGGACUUACUCACCAUUCCUCAAGAUAUCCUCAGUAUCAACCGCAUGGCUGCCACUUCGGCUCCUGCCUACGGUGAUGCUCCCUAUGCGACCGCCGCAUCUCCCGUUAACGGCUCAUACACGGCAUCGCCCACUCCAUACGAGACGAUGGGCUACGCUCCUGCCCCCAUGCGCUCUACCUUCGCCCUCGCCCCGGAACCCGAACACUCUAGGAGAUUCUCCCACUCGUCAGUACCCUCAACCUCCUUGGUCGGCAUCUCGGACCCCAAUGACCUGGCCCGGCCCCAUCGCAACUCAAUGAUUGACUUUAACAACAGAGGACUACACCACCACGAUGAGCGACGGAGCUUUGCUGAUGCUCUUGACGCAAGCCACGGCAUGCUCGCCAUGAGCCAAGAGACUCCCCGUAACAUAUACGGUGCCCGCAGUGACAGGGCAUCUGGAGACUCAUAUGGCUUCCCUUCGACGCAUUCAACCAGUUCGUCUGUCUCUUCUGCUUCCGGAUUUGGCAAUUACUACGGAGCCGACUCUGUUAGCGACUACUCUACCGCUGGAUCAGACAUCGAGUCAGUGACCUCUCGGACUCUUCCUAGACCACACGGCCUCAUGGCCCCCCAAAUCCCCCCGGCCCCUCAGUCCAUGAUGGGCCAGUUCAGCUCCAAGGUGUCGUCCAGUACGCAGAAGAAGCACAAGUGCAAGGUUUGCGAUAAGCGCUUCACUCGCCCUUCUUCUCUUCAAACGCAUAUGUACAGCCACACUGGCGAAAAGCCCUUUGCUUGUGAAGUCGAGGGUUGUGGUCGUCACUUUUCUGUUGUCUCAAAUCUUCGUAGACACAAGAAGGUCCACAAAGGCGACACCCGGUCCGAGGCCGGUUCGGAAGACCAUCACUCGGACUAGGAAUCGAAGCAUUCGCAGAUUCACGCUGCAGUCUCGAAUUGUAUAACAAAAUAAGCCUGCGGCAACACUUUCGAACUGUCGGAACAGUUCGCAAUGAGGUGUACGAGAUGACGAAUUUUCCCAGUUCUCGUAAUGAUCCACAUUCGCCAUCGACACCAACCAGGACUUUCUGCAGCCUACCUUAAUGGGAAUGGCCGACAACCGGAUCAUUCUCAUCUUUUCCAAUUUCUUUUUAGACGGUCCGCGUUUUUCAUCAUAUUUUCACACGAUACCAUUCUCUACCCUCGUUUUAAUAUCCAUAUAUCUGCGAGCGAAAGAGACGAAGACAAAAAAGUCGGGCGACGGCACAGGAACUGGCGGGGGGCGGGUUGUCUUUUUCGCCUCAUUGUCAUAAAAGGGUGUCUUAUGAUAUGCUGGAAUUUUUCAUCAAUCUUUUUUGUUUAUUUGUUCGCAACACCAUUGGGCCCGCGUAGCCCAGAUCGAAUGCGAACGCCGCAGAGUUGGUGGUCUGAGUGGUUCGACCAGGCGCGAGAAGGAAGGGACGGAUAUGCCGAAGGAAAAGGAGCACUCGAGCUAUUGACUUCACUGUCGAUUCCUUAAGUCCACACCACACUACACAACACACGCUACUCACCGGAGUCGGGACAGGUUGGUGUCUGGAUGGACUACGUUCUACUGCUUUUCAGCUAUCGCAUAUUUUCGAAAGAGGAAGGAAAUCUCCAAGUGCUCACGGAGGACCUGGCGAUACCCUUACACUCGGCGUUGAACGGAUAAUGGGUUGCAUUUUGUCUGAUUCACCCGUGGAUUAUUUGUUGCGCGUUCAUCAUGUCGUUUUCCUGCGCCUUCUGAUUUUCUGAUCAGGGCUCUUAGAGAUGACGAAAACCUUCGACCCAACAACUGCCAUCACGUUCUUGGUGGAACUGGGCAAAGGGCGACUUGUACUAUUAGUUUUUCCACACGAUGAUUAUACCCAUCACGCUACAAAGUGCUAUUAUGUGCAUUUUCUAGUUUGUAUUGUUUGGGGGUUGGAUUUUUUAUUUCCUGUGUUCUAUCUACUGUUGCUACUGCAAGGGACCAUACCUAGUGAAACUUACAAGUAGGCACGGAGAAACGGGCGGCAGUGGAAGCAGGAUAGGAUAUGGAAACCGGCUUGCGGAUCGUAAGGAAUAUCACCGGGUAUGGAAAUCGUACAUAUUGUCGCGUCAGUGUAAAAUAAUAGUUAGUGCGGAGAACAAAGUCAAC